Molecule: messenger RNA, 1570 nt
Organism: Dunckerocampus dactyliophorus (ringed pipefish)
Lineage: Eukaryota; Metazoa; Chordata; Actinopteri; Syngnathiformes; Syngnathidae
Gene: thumpd3
Product: THUMP domain containing 3
Exons: 10
Coding region: 121-1569 (482 amino acids)
Biological process (GO): tRNA methylation
Molecular function (GO): RNA binding; tRNA (guanine) methyltransferase activity
Source: RefSeq, a predicted model, not a curated record
GCAGUGAUUGCAACAAGAAAACAUGUCUCCUCAUGUAUGAACAGAGUUGUUUUUUGGCAAGUCGACCAUUAAUUCACGUCAGAAGAUUUUUUUUAUCGGUCUUGACAAACACCCAGGAACAUGUCCUCCCAGGAAGAUUGCUCUCCUGAGCAGGCCCCCAGUGGGGUUGAGCCUCCGAGUGACUCCGUCAUCACCGUCACCAUUGGUGCCACGGUCCCCACAGGGUUCGAACAUACUGCUGCAGAGGAAGUCUAUGAGAAGAUCGGGAUGGAAGCCCGCAUUAGCAAAGACCGUGGACGUAUUUACUUUCCCGUAGCUACUGACAAGCUUUUUCAGGUUCAUCUCCUGAGGUCUGUGGACAACCUGUUUGUGGUGGUGCAGGAAUUCAAUAAUUACCAAUUCAAAGAAUCAAAGGAGGAGACUUUGAUGGAGUUGCAACAGCUUGCCUCCAAACUCCCGUGGACCAUCCCCUUGGAGGUGUGGAAACUGAACAGCACUUUCAAAAAGAGAAAAGGCCACCGUAAAGGAGCGACCGGCACCAAAGUCAAACCCAGUAAUGACAACGGCGACACAACCGUGCCUGAAGCCGAGCAGCAGGAACAAGCGGAGACGCCACCUGUCGCUGAGGAGACACCAGACGCGGAAACCGCCACACAGGAGGAUUCUGAGGAAGCAGCAGCAGGACCCGACCCCAAAGUCAUCAAGUUUCGUGUGACGUGCAAUCGCGCCGGUGACAAACACAGCUUCUCUUCCAACGAGGCAGCGAGAGACUUUGGUGGAGCCGUGCAAGAAUUUUUCCAGUGGAAAGCAGAUAUGACCAAGUUUGACGUUGAGGUCUUAGUAAAUAUACAUAAUGCCGAGAUGGUGAUCGGCAUCGCACUCACGGAAGAGAGUCUUCACAGAAGAAACAUCAGUCACUUUGGACCCACCACACUGAGGUCCACCUUGUGCUAUGGCAUGCUCAGGCUGUGUAAACCUCAGCCGUCAGACAUUAUCCUCGAUCCAAUGUGUGGAACCGGAGCCAUACCUUUGGAGGGGGCGUUAGAGUUUCCUGCUUCAUUUUACAUGGCGGGGGACAACAACGACAUGGCGGUGAACCGCACCGUCAACAAUGUGUGUCACAUUCAGAAAAGGAAGGCAGACAAGGGCAGUACACCAGGACUGCCCAUUGACACUGUGCGCUGGGAUUUGUGCAGUUUACCCAUGAAGUCCAGCUCUGUUGACAUCAUCAUCACUGACAUGCCCUUUGGGAAGAGGAUGGGCUCCAGGAAGAAGAAUUGGGACCUUUACCCCUCCUGCUUGAGAGAAAUGGCCCGUGUGUGCAGGCCAGGCUCAGGGAAGGCUGUCCUAUUGACGCAGGACAAGAAAUGCUUUUCUAAGGCCCUGUCGAGAAUGGGAGGACUGUGGAGGAAGCAGCACACUGUUUGGGUCAAUGUUGGAGGUUUACACGCUGGGGUGUUCCUGCUCAGGCGCACCGCCGCUGUGUUUGGCCAAACUCCUGAAGAUGUCUAUGAAACACCAGGGACAGCACGUACACAAGGAGACCACGAUGACGGCGAGCACUCUUAAG